Molecule: messenger RNA, 1237 nt
Organism: Zymoseptoria tritici IPO323
Lineage: Eukaryota; Fungi; Ascomycota; Dothideomycetes; Mycosphaerellales; Mycosphaerellaceae
Exons: 4
Coding region: 107-1237 (376 amino acids)
Biological process (GO): response to oxidative stress
Cellular component (GO): cytoplasm
Source: RefSeq, a predicted model, not a curated record
UCGAGGCAACGUACACAAACGACUCGAAUAGAGCUUCUAAUCUCCCGAACAGCAGCUCGAACAAUCAGCAACUCGACGGAUAUACCUCCACACGCGGAACAGCAGCAUGUUCAACUGGGUAAAGCAAAGCGUGGGCCUCACAGAUCACCACUACGGUCCCGAAGGCCUGCAAUCCGUGGCCCUGCAAACGAAAGAUGUUCAAUACACCGAGCUGAAGAAAGAGGACCUCAUAUGGGAGCGAGUGGGCGGAACCAACGUCGAGACCAAGACAUUCUACAUGACCAGCGAUUCAGGUCUCCUCGGAAUGGCACAAGUCAUCUACAGCGAUGUGAUGGGUGUUCGCAACACCGCACAAUUCAGUAGCAAGAUCUUCUACCCGAAAGAGUCUGGAAAGACCAACGUGUGGUCGUCGGACAACCUUUCCAACUACAAGUUCUCCAAGGACAACCUCGACUUCAAGGCUGAUGGCUGCUCCAUGGAGCUCAGUCCAGACGGCAAUACAUACCACAUCAAAUCUUCUACGGGCAAGAAAGCUAUAGUUGACCUGAAGUUCACAAAGACCGCUCCUGGCUUCGCGGUGGGCAAGAAUGGAGUCAGCACAUUUGGCACAGAUCCAAAGGCACCGUGGGGAAAGAUGAAGCAUGGCUUCUGGCCGACCUGUAAGGUGGAGGGUUCAAUUGUGAUCAAGGAGGGGCCAGUCGAUUUCAAGGGACGAGGCAUGGCCGUGUUUGCCUUGCAGGGCAUGAAGCCCCAUUUUGCUGCUGCGAAGUGGAACUUCUGCAACUUCCAAUCACCCACAUACUCCGCUGUUCUCAUGGACUUCACCACCCCACCUUCAUACGGCCCAAGCACCGUCGCCGUUGGCGGUAUUGCUGUAGAGGGAGAAAUUCUAUUCGCCGGCGCCAGUCCAGAUGUCAGGGUCGAGCACACAGAAAUCAAGGGUGAUCCGGAAAACGGCUGGCCUGAGCCGAGCGCAGUGGUCUACAGUUGGAAAGGAAAGACCAAGGAUGGCAAGGACGCCUCCGCCGAGAUCAGGACAGCACUCGAGCCGCGUACAGACCGGCUCGACGUCAUGGGCGAAGUACCCAAGUUCGUGAAGCAGAUCGUGGUCGGCGUUGCUGGCACAAAGCCAUACAUCUACCAGUACGACCAGAAGAUGACUAUCAAGAUCAAGAUUGGGGACGAGGAGAAGACUGAGGAAGGCAGAACAUUUGCGGAAGCCACGUUCAUCACGUAG